AUGUUCUUGAUUCUUUUUGAAUCGAUUGGAAGCAUUACUUAUGAUAAUGGUAUAUUUCAAAAGCAUUAUAAUGAAGGUGAUAUCAUUGUUACAGCAUCAGGUUCAUCUAAACAGCAGAUUAACGAUACCGACCAACUAACUAAGCCAGAAUAUGCAAUUUACCCAUGGGAAAAGAAAUAUGAUUGGUGUUCUCAGAUCAGUCAUUCAUAUGAAGAUCAUCCUUACAUUGUUUUUGCCAUGAAAUCGAAGAAGUUUAAAUUUAAUGGCUACUUCGUUAGGUGCGGUUGCUGUUAUGAUGGAUGCUGCUGUGAUGAUGAUUAUUACCAUUAUUGCUUAGAUUGCUGUCUAUACAGUUGGUCACUACAAAUAUCAGAUGACAACAAAACAUGGAAAACAAUUCAUCAAGUAGAGAAAGAUGAUUCUAUGCGGAUUUGUAGCGAAAAAGAGUAUCAUUUAGAUAAGGAAUAUAUCUCAAGGUAUGUUCGAUUGAUCCAAGACAAACCAUGUCCAGGAUAUCCUCCAUGCAUUGCAAUCAACAAAUUCGAUUUGUACGGCAAUUCCGUUGGUGAUGAUUCAUCACGAGAUGACGAAUUUGUUUCAUACCACGACGAUGAUGACGAUGUCAGCAUCAUUGGCCACAUUUCUAAGAAUGGAAGAUUAUAA
Messenger RNA from Trichomonas vaginalis G3, 663 nucleotides. Its product is annotated as galactose-binding domain-like family. NCBI's taxonomy places the organism in Eukaryota, Parabasalia, Trichomonadida, Trichomonadidae. The transcript has a single exon. The record is from RefSeq and is a predicted model, not a curated record. Bases 1 to 663 code for a protein of 220 amino acids.